CUAAUCAAUGUGGAUAAUUGUCUACGGACUACAUUCAUAAGUAUGUCCUCGACUUGAGUGGCGGUUGUUUGAAACAUUUCUGUUAGAUAUUUCCUACCAUGGCGUUUUCAUUGAGAGACGAACUUCGACCCCAUGACAAUUGGGCACCAGAAUCUGCGGCCUUGUCCACUUGCAGUAACGCGGACAUAUAUCGUAGAAUGAACACCAUGCUGGGCAACUCUCUGGAUUUUACCGGUGUGUGCACCACAUCCGGCACCAAGGGAAAGCUAGAUAUGCUCCUGACCGACCCUGCAGGAAUCGGAGCUGGCUGCAGUGGGCAGCAGGAUGCUCUUCCCCACUAGCAGUUGUCAGCGGAAGCUCUCUCCACGAGGGCUCCUCCAGAGGCCUGCCAGACGUCAACG
Molecule: messenger RNA, 401 nt
Organism: Oncorhynchus kisutch (coho salmon)
Lineage: Eukaryota; Metazoa; Chordata; Actinopteri; Salmoniformes; Salmonidae
Product: cytoplasmic polyadenylation element-binding protein 1-B-like
Exons: 3
Coding region: 99-341 (80 amino acids)
Source: RefSeq, a predicted model, not a curated record